This is a messenger RNA of Malaclemys terrapin pileata, 1678 nucleotides long. RefSeq names its product procollagen C-endopeptidase enhancer (gene PCOLCE). Gene Ontology annotation, molecular function: protein binding. NCBI's taxonomy places the organism in Eukaryota, Metazoa, Chordata, Testudines, Emydidae. The transcript has 10 exons. The record is from RefSeq and is a predicted model, not a curated record. The coding region runs from base 100 to 1569 and encodes 489 amino acids.
GGCUCGUUCCUAUUAAGGCUCCGCUGAUCCCGACCCGACGCUUCCCGGCCCGUCCGCUCAGGGACCAGAACCGGACCCACAACCGGACCCACCCCCAGCAUGAGCCCGGCCCGGAGCCCGCUGCUACCGCUGCUGCUGCUGUGGGGCUGCGCCAUGGGGCAGAGCGACCCGCCUCCCGCCCCUAACGCCACGAGGCCCGUGUUCCUGUGUGGUGGGGAUCACGUGGGCGACUCGGGGUAUAUCGCCAGCGAGGGGUUCCCCAACCACUACCCGCCCGGCAAGACCUGCACCUGGACCAUCACGGUGCCCGAGGGCCAGGUGGUGAUUCUCUCCUUCCGCGUCUUCGACCUGGAGCCGGACCCCAGCUGCCGCUACGACUCGCUGGAGGUUUUCAAUGGGCACUCGGACAGUGCCCAGCGCCUGGGGCGCUUCUGCGGCACCUUCCGGCCCGGGGCCCUGCUCUCCACCGGCAACCGCAUGCUGCUGCGCAUGGUGACGGACGAGGGCACCGGGGGCCGCGGCUUCCUGGUCUGGUUCAGCGCCGGCCUCCCCCAUGUCAACGGCCGGCCGCGCGGAAGGCCGAAGUGGGGCGCUAACCAUAUAGACUCCCGGUUGGCCGGGGAGCCCUGGCACUAUUGGGAUGAGCAUCAGUUCUGUGGGGGGAAGCUGGAGAAGCCCCAGGGCAGCCUCAAGACCCCGAACUGGCCCGAGAGCAACUACCCGGCCGGGAUCAGCUGCUCCUGGCACAUCAUAGCGCCCGUGGGCCAGGUGGUGGAACUGACCUUCGGGAAGUUCGACGUGGAGGACGACACCUACUGUCGCUACGACUACGUGGCCAUUUUCAACGGGGGGGCCACUGACGACUCCCGGCGCAUCGGCAAGUUCUGCGGGGACCGUGCCCCCGGCCCUAUCUACUCGGAAGGCAGCGAGCUGCUGGUUCAGUUCGUGUCGGAUCUCAGCGUCACGGCCGACGGCUUCGCCGCCUCCUACGCCAUCAAGAGCCCCUCGGAGGCGACCGAUAAGGCCACGAAACCAGCCCCCGGGAUCUUCCCCGGCUCCAAACCGGGCCAGGCCGGCACCAAGCCCUCCGGGAAACCGAAACCGGCGCCCGAACCCAAACCCACCGUCCGGGCCCCGCCCACAGCCGAGCCACCCAGCGCCCAGACGCCGGCCAAGGUUGAGUGCCCCCAGAAAUGCCGCCGGUCGGGAAGUCUGCAGACCCACUUCUGUGCCAACGACUUUGUUAUCACCGGCACCGUGAAAACCGCCGUGCGAGGGGCCGGCGACCGGGUCACAGCCACUGUCUCGCUCCUCAACACCUACAAGACCGGAGCCCUCAGCCUGCCCCAGGCCGAGAAAGGGGCCACCCUACGCCUGGAGGUCCCCUGCCGCCAGUGCCCCACCCUGAAGAAAGGUUCCAGCUACAUCUUCAUGGGCCGGGUGGACGCCGAGGGGGUUGGCAAAUUGUCCCCCAAGAGCUUCGUGGUCCCGUAUCGGCAGCAGCAGCACCAGAUCCUCACCACUCUCAGCAAGCGGCCGUGCGGGGGGGCGCCGAAGAAGAACGCUUGAGCCCAGGGGUGUGUGUGGGGGGGUGUCCUGUCGCACCCCUCCCCCCCACCACCCGCCCCAGCCCCCCCGAAGCCGGCUCCAUGUAUCCAAUAAAGGAGCAAACCGGCCA